Messenger RNA from Baudoinia panamericana UAMH 10762, 1919 nucleotides. RefSeq lists its product as uncharacterized. The transcript has 2 exons. The record is from RefSeq and is a predicted model, not a curated record. The coding region runs from base 11 to 1801 and encodes 596 amino acids. NCBI's taxonomy places the organism in Eukaryota, Fungi, Ascomycota, Dothideomycetes, Mycosphaerellales, Teratosphaeriaceae.
AGCUAACACAAUGACACGUCAGCGCGCAGGGCCGAGUUCCAAUCCACAUGUUCCACCGUCCCGCAAGCGCCAACAGAGCGAAGACGCUCGACAGGACGCAGCAUCGGCCAAGCGGCGGACAAGCAAUGGUCUUCUAGCCUCCGCGGAUACGGCAUCCUUGGGUGAGCGUCAGGUCUCUCCAGCUCGGAAUGUGCAUUUUGGUAGGCGGCUCGAGCGUGGCCCGUCGAUCAGCACCGCAGACCACCGCAAUCAAAGUCCCAAGCGAUCCGCUCUGCGGCAUGAGACUGAUCAUCACAGUGUGACCGACAUGCCAGACACCGACCUGGAUGAUGAGGAUAGAAGAACAAUCCUGGAAAUGAUAGAUGAUUCAGGGCCCUCCAAUCAACUGCUAGAUGGACUGCUGGAGUAUGUCCAGGAUGCGAACGAGGUCAAUGGUAUCCAAGCGUCUGAGCUCGUCGAUGCCUUUUCGGAGACCCGUCCAAACGGCAGUCCUUUGCGUACAUCCACUGAGAGCCCCCGGCGUUCCCCCAUUUCUGAUCAGGAUCCACGAGUCUGCGAGCAGUUGAAUAAGCUGCAAAGACUUAUAUACGAUCUAGCUGCUGACCUCCCUAUCCUGCUCCCAGAAGCAAGAGAUUUCGCAUUCAAUGAGCUUCUUGCGGCUAAGAGCCAUCAGCAACUUGUACGCUACAUCGGGUAUUUAGCAUUAGGUGGUCCAAAUGGCAGGACAAGCUGGGAAGCCCUGAUUGCGAGCGAUGAGUGUAGACGAUCGUUGGUAUGGGCUAUCACCAGCCAUUCGCUGAAAGAGCACGUCUUCGACGCUCUAUGGUUCGGAGCAUCCGAGGCAGAGGAGAAGGAGCUACAAGACCAGGAGCGGCGCUUGUUGGAUCUUGAUGGACUCCACCGUACAGCGGAGCGCGCCAAGCUGUGUGCCAAAUUCGCCGCAAGGCAUGGAUUACAGACCGACAGGCGCCUGACCAGCAUGAAAUGUAGGCUGGUGAUUCAGCUUGAGAAUCUCCUCGCUCCGCUAUGGCUCGUUUUUGUACCUUUCCCUCAACGCCUGCAGAACUCACUACUCGGUGACGUACGUAGGAAGCUUGUUGCGAUCGUGUCGCAUGCGGUGGAUCUAAGCCACGUCAUGCGGUGUACUGAAGACAUAGUGUACUUCUGGCCGCCUACAUUCAAGGACGAGACCUUUGAGCCUGCACGGAUGGAGUGCUUGAACUUGGCCAACAUGUACCGACACAGUCCGUUUGUAAAGCAGGAUUCGGGAGAAAGACAGCGUCCGAAACUGCGACCAGGCAGCGAGGAUCAGAGCGAUGCGAUUGUGCGCAUAAUGUGCUUUCCAGGCUUGAUCGCCUAUCGAAAGGGAGGCGGGGAGCUUGCGCAAGAACAGCUUCGAUGGGAGAGGCGUCAGACUAACAAUGCGCCGCCUGAUGUGCGGCUGGUGCAGCAGACGAGGGACGGUAACUACAGCGGAUACGAAGGCUUCCGUACCAGGGUCCUUUGCAAAGCCAUUGUUCACCUUCAAUGGGGAAAGCAGCGCUUGUUGACUAGAGAAGCCGGAACUUCGUUGUAUUUGAAUGCUGUCCGGGAUCACAGUUCGAAGUACGAACAGGACUAUAUUGGCUUCGUGGAGUUGUAUGACAUUUUCCAGCGAAAGCACACAAAUCAGGCUCGGUCUAAGAAGGGCGUACGGUCGCAGCAGAGGACAUGGAGUGGUUCGCUGUUUGGGGGCGGCGAAGGGUCUGCGAAGGGCAAAGCAGGCGGUCCUGCACCGUCGCGAGGAAAGGCCGGAAGAUAAUGACGACGAAGCGGACGCUUUCACCGACUCUCAUCUCAGUGUUUCUCGAAUGGUUGCUAUGGUCUCAACUCCAAGAGUUCACCAAGCCUUUCGUACCAGGCUAUACCCAACUAGGCAG